Messenger RNA from Melanotaenia boesemani (Boeseman's rainbowfish), 1834 nucleotides. RefSeq names its product beta-carotene oxygenase 2b (gene bco2b). Gene Ontology annotation, cellular component: mitochondrion. The coding region runs from base 1 to 1704 and encodes 567 amino acids. Gene Ontology annotation, biological process: carotene catabolic process; retinal metabolic process. NCBI's taxonomy places the organism in Eukaryota, Metazoa, Chordata, Actinopteri, Atheriniformes, Melanotaeniidae. Gene Ontology annotation, molecular function: beta-carotene 15,15'-dioxygenase activity; carotenoid dioxygenase activity. The transcript has 12 exons. The record is from RefSeq and is a predicted model, not a curated record.
AUGAACACCAUCAAACAUCAGAAGAUCAGUUCUCCAGGAGUCAAAAAAUCCAAGUCUAAGAAGAAGAUCAACCACUUCACAGAUGUGCAUGGCCUGCCGUGCAUUAAGAACAUUGUGGCAUCGGUGGAAGAAACUCCUGAGCCCAUCAGCACCGUCAUCACAGGCACCAUCCCACGGUGGAUCAACGGGAACUUCUUGAGAAAUGGACCGGGGAAGUUUGAGAUCGGUAACCAGAAGUUCAACCACUGGUUUGAUGGGAUGGCUCUCCUGCACCAGUUUAAAAUCUCCAACGGGAAGGUGACUUAUAAAAGCCGCUUCCUGUCCAGUGACAGUUACCAAUCCAACAAGGAGCAGAACCGCAUUGUUGUGUCUGAGUUUGGGACCAUCACCAUGCCAGACCCCUGCAAGAACUUCUUCCAGCGCUUCCUGUCCAGAUUUGAAUUACCCAAGCCCACAGACAAUGCCAAUGUGAGCUUUGUGACCUACAAGGGUGAUUACUAUGUCAGCACAGAAACCAACGUCAUGCACAAGGUGGACCCUGAGACCCUGGAGACGACCAGAAAGGUGGACUGGAGCAGGUUUAUCGCUGUAAAUGGAGCAACCGCACACCCCCACAUUGAGCCCGACGGAACCACCUACAACAUGGGAAAUUCCUACACUCCUAAAGGAGCAUACUACAACAUCAUCCGAGUGCCACCAGCCAAAAAAGCAGAAGGAGAGACCCUGGAGGGAACCACAGUGCUGUGUUCGAUUCCUGCAGCAGACAAGACCAAACCGUCCUACUACCACAGCUUUGCCAUGUCUGAGAACUACGUGGUGUUCAUUGAGCAGCCCAUCAAGAUGGACUUGCUGAAGAUCGCAACAGGAAAGCUGACGGGGAAAAGCAUCAGUGACGGCUUCUCCUGGGACCCCAAACGCAACACCAUCUUCCAUCUGAUCCACAAACAGACUGGGGAGCAAAGCUCCGUGAAGUACAUCACCAAGGCACUGUCAACCUUCCACCAGAUCAAUGCAUACGAGGAGAACGGCUUCGUGGUCAUAGACAUGUGUGCUUCGGACGACGGCCAGGCCAUUUCUAACUACAACGUCCAGAAUCUGCGUAAGUCUGGGGAAGCCCUCGAUGAGGUUUACAACACCUUGUGCAGAACCUUCCCUCGACGUUUCGUACUGCCGCUCACAGUGGACCAGAGGACACCCUACUUCCAGAACCUGAUUGACCUGCCCACCACCACGGCCACGGCCAUCAGGACUGGCAAGAACACGGUUUUCUGUACCCAUGAGGACCUCCACGGGGAGGAUCUCCAUGAGUAUGGGGGUCUAGAGUUCCCCCAGAUCAACUACGGCCAAUACAACACCCAUCCCUACCGCUACUUCUACGGCUGUGGCUUUAGACACCUUGUGGGAGACACUCUGAUCAAGAUGGACAUCCAUGGGAAACAGAUGAAGGUGUGGGAACAUCCUGGCCUGUAUCCCUCUGAGCCGAUCUUUGUCGCUUCCCCGAGCGCUACAGAGGAGGACGAUGGUGUCAUCUUGUCUGUGGUCAUCACUCCAAAUGAGGACAAGAGCACAUUUCUUCUCGUUUUGGAUGCAAAGACAUUUGAGGAGCUGGGCCGGGCUGCUGUUCCUGUCAACAUCCCAUACGGCUUCCACGGAGCGUUCAGUGCCUCGGCAUCGACCGAUGCGGGGGGCGAAGCCACAGCAUGAAAAGUAAUAUUCAUCUUUGUCUCAAUAUAAACACCAAGUUAGGUCAUCACAUAAACAUGUAUUUCAUUCCAUUCAGCUGCACCCAGAAAACCUGAUUGUACAGGCAUUUUUUCCUACUCUUAAAAUGUCA